Messenger RNA from Rhipicephalus microplus (southern cattle tick), 828 nucleotides. Its product is annotated as hydroxyacyl-thioester dehydratase type 2, mitochondrial. The record is from RefSeq and is a predicted model, not a curated record. Gene Ontology annotation, cellular component: mitochondrion. Lineage: Eukaryota; Metazoa; Arthropoda; Arachnida; Ixodida; Ixodidae. Gene Ontology annotation, molecular function: (3R)-hydroxyacyl-[acyl-carrier-protein] dehydratase activity. Gene Ontology annotation, biological process: fatty acid biosynthetic process.
CUGCUCAUCUCUCUAUCGGCACCGUUCAGCUGAUUGAAAGCGGCAAAAGUCGCGAAAGUACACCCAGCUCAGCAGACGUUGCUACGAUGGUGCGAAUAGCUUUCGCACGAGUCGCGGGGAUCGCUGCGAAGAGGAGCGCAUUCGUCGCCCCACACGUCAGUCGUCGGCGGCUUUCCGUGGGCGACACGGCAAGCAUGGAGCGAACGUUCUCGCGUUCAGACGUCGAGGAAUUCGCCGCUCUCACGGGAGACCGCAACCCCAUCCACCUGGACGGUGCUUGCGCGCAGCGCAAGGGCUUGCCGGCAUGCGUCGUGCACGGGGCACUGAUCAACGGCUUGGUGUCGGCCGUUAUUGGAACGAAGCUCCCAGGCCCUGGCUGCCUUGUUGUUCAUCAAGUGCUGGAGUUUCCCAAGCCACUUCUUGUAGGAGAGCCGGUCCGGGCACAAGUGGAGGUCAAGUCCGUCCGAAAGUCCAUCGUCGAGUGCACCUAUCAGUGCAAAGCCGGCCCCGACAAAGUGGUCAUGCGUGGCGAAGUCAAACUCUUCAUCCGGCCUGAAAGUUCAUCGUAGUAAACGAGCCAUUGAGUGAGUCACAGUGGAGUUGCUUUUGCUUUUUGUUAGGUAUGCAAAUUCAAAUGCUGUCAAGGUCAGAAUUUAACUAACCAUUGCAAGAUUUGAUGCUUCGCAGUGGCAUGUUUAGCUUGUCCACUACUGCUGCACCGGACUAUGACACUGAAACAUUUAACAUUUCGGAGUGGCAUGGCAGUAAAGUGGUUGCAGUAAACUGCAGCACUGAAAUUCACAACAGCCGCAGUAGGCUGCCUAUGUA